GAAGCAUUACUGGAUGGCGAAAGCGCCUCGAGUGGGGAAGGAAGCUGCCGCUACGACUUCUCCGCUCAAGAUUCGCAAACAAAGAGCGCCUUCUUGGUCAUGAAUGAGCUCAGAAGUCGAAAGUGUUUGUGUGACGUCGUGCUGGUGGCGGGCGACAUCGAAAUCAGCGCUCACAAAGUCGUUCUGGCGUCUGCAAGUCGAUAUUUCUACGCCAUGUUUGCUGGAGAGAUGGUUGAGAGUCGCAACAGUCGUGUCGAGAUAAAGGAAAUCUUGGAACCGGAAGCACUGCGUUUGUUGGUUGAUUUCGUGUAUACGGGACAGCUGGAGAUUAGCAGUCGCAAUACUCAGGCCCUGUUGUCUGCGUCGGCGCUUCUUCAUCUCGAGGAAGCUCGCCAGGCGUGCGUAGAGUUUCUCAUGCGGCAACUCGACCCUGGCAACUGUUUGGGCAUCCGGGGAUAUGCAGACCUACACGCCUGUGAGGAUUUGGUAUCUGUGUGUGACCGUUUCUUUUGUGACAAUUUUGUUGCGGUCGUGGAGAGUGAGGAGUACUUGUCGUUAGCUGGAGGUGUACUCGAAAAGCUUUUGAUAUCCGACGAACUGAACGUCGACUCCGAACAGCAAGUAUACGAGGCUAUACUUUCUUGGGUAAAGCACGCUGUCGACUCUCGACAAGCACUUCUUCCUCGCCUACUUGCUCGAGUUCGUUUAACUCAACUGUCACCUCUGUAUCUUGCCACUAGAGUGGAGAAGGAGGCAGUCGUUAGGUGUGACCUCGAUUGUAGAGAUCUCAUUGAUGAUGCAAAGAACUACCAUCUUCGAGUCGGACAUUUUGGCGACAAUAUGGAAUGGCGACAGCGUUGCCAACCACGUAAAUCUACAGUUGGCAGUCUGUAUGCCGUCGGCGGACGAGGAAAAUCAGGCGAACCAUACAUGACAGUCGAGAGAUACGAUUUUAGAGUAAAUCAGUGGCAAGCGAUAGCAGAGUUGAAUUCACGUCGACGUCAUGUUGGUGUGGCUGCAUUAGAGGGUAAAAUCUACGCCAUUGGUGGCCACGACGGCGAACAGCAUCUCAAUACAGUCGAAUGCUACGAUCCAAUGACUAACAAAUGGGAACUCGUGGAGCCGAUGGCGAUGAGACGACGAGGUGUGGCGGUUGGGAUCCUCGGUGGUCCACUAUACGCAGUAGGAGGAUUGAACGACAACGCCUGCUUCAACACGGUUGAGCGAUUUAAUCCCUCGACUCGCCUGUGGAGCGAGGUGUCGUCGAUGAAUAGUCCGAGAGGUGGAGUCGGCGUCACGGCACUCGGAGACUUUCUGUAUGCAGCUGGUGGGAACAACGGCAGCUCGAGUCUCGGGAGUGUUGAACGAUACGACCCUCACACCGAUCAGUGGACAGACAUUCACUCGAUGAACGUUAAACGAGCAGGAGUCGGCUUGGCUGCAGUUGAAGGUCAACUCAUUGCUGUCGGUGGGUUUGACGACUCCUCCCCGCUUGACUCGGUGGAGUCUUAUGAUCCGAGAUCGGGUGUCUGGGCACGCCUUUGUCAGUUGACCAAUGCCCGUGGCGGUGUGGGCGUGGCGAGUCUCGGUGGGUGGGUCUUCGCCGUCGGCGGGCAUGACGGACGCAACUAUCUCAGUUCAGUCGAGGUGUACGACAUGUAUAGACAGUCAUGGGAGUCGAUAUCACCCAUGGCGACGCAGCGAGCGGGAGCCGGCGUCGGCGGACUGAGUGAUCAUAACGCGCGCUACGAGUACUAAAAGGUUUCACACGAUUGAUUGACACUAGUAGCAACACUUAUACUCAAGUCUUACCAAUGCCGAACGAGAUUGUAAAAAAUUGAUAUUUAUUAAGUAAUAAAGUCUAGACUUUAUAGUUAGUCGCGUUUCUAUAAAAUUCUAGAUUUUGUCUGUUGAGAUUCUAGCUUGAUUAUGUGUUUGUUGAUUUUAUCUUCCGUUUUGGUAUGUCAAGAACGUGUCGAUUGGCAUC
This is a messenger RNA of Corticium candelabrum, 1987 nucleotides long. RefSeq names its product kelch-like protein 8. Gene Ontology annotation, molecular function: protein binding. The coding region runs from base 100 to 1758 and encodes 552 amino acids. The transcript has 3 exons. Lineage: Eukaryota; Metazoa; Porifera; Homoscleromorpha; Homosclerophorida; Plakinidae. The record is from RefSeq and is a predicted model, not a curated record.